Funneliformis caledonium is the source of this 327-nucleotide messenger RNA. The record is from the annotation of a GenBank genome assembly. Lineage: Eukaryota; Fungi; Glomeromycota; Glomeromycetes; Glomerales; Glomeraceae.
AUGUUGAUUCUUGGCCUCUUAUUAGGACCAAAUAAAAAUGAAGUUCAUUUAUCGGUUACAAGUAAUUACUCUACUAGUAGGAAUAUCAGAAUAGCUGUAAUUUGUUGCAGCAAUGAUAUUCUGGCUUCAAGGAAGUUAUGUAGCCAUGCAUCAGCAUUGAUAGGAUGUCAUCAGUAUUACAAAAGAGCAAGCAGCAAAAAUAGACAAAGACCAAAUUUCAGAGAGUUCAAUAACAUGUUUGAUUGGUUUAAGGUCAAAGACCUGAUAGAGCAUCAUCGUAAUGCUCUUAUUUGGAAGAAACAACAGAUGAAUGAUGAUAAAAAAUAA